CAUUUGACAGUUGUAUGUAGUUGUAAUUUUGAGGUGCGAGGAGCCUAAAGACUAAAGGUAGUGGUGUCGGAAAAACUGAAGAAAUACAAUAGAGAGUGGAGUUGGGAUUAUCUUGAGAAGAAAUUGAGUUUUCUCCCUUUUGUAACUGACAUUUAAAAUAGUUCUCUGUUAGAAUUAUGAAGAGAGUCAUACUCUUCAGAAACGGAACAGAAGUUGAUGGGAAGGUUAUACUCGUUACUCAUUCUCUUGAAGAGUUGUUAUCAUCAGCCAGUGCCAAGUUUGGAAUUGUGGCAAAACGAUUAUUCACAGUUCAGGGUGGUGAGAUUGAUGAUUUGAAAUUAAUUCGGGAUGAUGACAUUUUGUACGUCGCAGAAAGUGAGAAUUUCAUUCCUGUAAGAUCAUCAGUAAGAAGUGCUCCAUGUAUCAACAGCCAUUCUCCAUCAUCGGUGACAUCUGGUGACCGCAGUGUUUCUUUAUGUUCAAAGUUAAAUUCAGAAUGGGUUACUUUGAAUGUUGGUGGCAAAUAUUUUACAACUUCAAGAAGUACCUUGAUGACCAAGGAACCAAUGAGUAUGUUAGCUAGAAUGUUUGCGGAAGGAGAUAAUGGCUACAUAAUGACACCAAGUAAUGUCGAUAAAAAUGGAGCCUACCUUAUCGAUCGCAGUCCUACAUAUUUUGAACCUAUUUUGAAUUACCUCCGAAAUGGACAGCUAAUUUUUGAUAACAAUGUUAAUCCUGAAGGAGUCCUGGAAGAGGCAAGAUUUUUUGGAAUUGAGUCUUUGGUUCCACAGUUGGAAUCACUAAUUCAGAGCAGUCAGCGGUCCCGUGACAAUGUACCUCUAACCAGACGAGAUGUAGUGAACGCUCUUAUUUUAACGCCAUACACUGCAGAACUGAGGUUUCAAGGAGUCAAUCUUGCAGGCUCAGACCUCUCACGAUUGGAUCUACGCUACAUUAACUUUAAGUAUGCAUGUCUCCAUGGUUGCCGGAUGGUUGGAGCAAAUCUGAGCUGGUGUUGCAUGGAGAGAGCCGACCUAUCACAUGCACAACUUGAAGGGGCACAACUUUUAGGGGUGAAAAUGCUUUGUGCCAAUCUAGAAGGUGCCAACCUCCGAAGCUGUAACUUUGAAGAUCCAGCUGGCAGUAGAGCUAAUAUGGAAGGUGUCAAUCUGAAAGGUGCAAACUUGGAGGGUAGCAACAUGGCUGGUGUGAAUCUUCGUGUUGCGACGCUGAAAAACGCAAACCUUCAAAACUGUGAUCUGCGAGCUGCAGUGCUGGCUGGAGCAGAUUUGGAGAAUUGUGACCUCUCUGGCAGCGAUCUGCAUGAAGCCAAUUUGCGAGGGGCAAAUCUAAAAGAUGCAGCAUUCGAACUAAUGUUAACACCACUUCAUAUGUCACAGACAAUUCGUUAGUGGCAAUUUCAAGAACUUGAAAACAGUGCUUGUUAUAAAUCAGUUUAUAUAUUCUGUGUAUGAAUGUAUUAUCAUUACUGUAGAACAUGAGUAAGAGAUUUACUGCCAGUUCGGUUUCAGAAUUGAUCACAUUCCUCAGGUGAUGAUUUUGCUACAGAGCAUGUAAAUGAAGAAGGAGUUCCAGCACUGCUUGCAGAGCAUAAACUGUGAAAUUGCUGUGCUUCUUUCUUAUAAUUCUGAAGACACUGGUCUGAAGUGUGAGAGUGUUCCUACACAUGCAGGGGUCCGCAACUUUGUUGAUCUUCAUGGCCAGGUUUCCCUGAUAUGGAGUCUCUUUUGACCUUUUGAUAAUUAUUCAAACACUCAUGAUUUUCUCCUUUUUUACAACACAGCAUCAUCACUAUGUUCAUUAUAGCUCAUCCUGAAUCAUUUUACUCCAUUCUGUGUCUUCAAAUCCUGUUUAUUGUAACAUCUAUUUUAAUAUCAUCCUGCCAACUGUGCAUAGGACACUAAAGUCAUCUCUUCUCUUAAUUUUGUUUUAACUGAAGUGUGCGCUUUUCUUAUUUUCAUUGUGUGUUGUACAUGUCUCGCUCAUUUCAUCUUUGUUCUAGUGACUUUGACACUAUAGGAUGAUAAAUCAUGAUAAUCCUUGAAUGUGUCAUGUGAUGUGUAGUAAAGUGAUUACUAAAUUUUAUUAUCAAUCAAAAAUUUCUGACAAUGGUUUGAUGCGAUGAAAAUUACUGUUUUCUGGGAUGUGAUGCCAUGUAGUCUGGUCAAAGUUCUCUGAUGUUUUUUAUUCAAAAUGUCUGGCAAUAAAUGUAUUAAUAGUUAAUAGUAUUACAGUAAGUGUAAGUGAGCUAUAAUAUUGUUACUUUCUACAUAACUUGCAUGGAUUGUGACUGGCAGAUGUUGUACCUGAUACAUUUUGUAGGUGUCUCUACUCUCUUCAUAUAGUUAUUGUAUGAGAUUAUCUUAUCUGUGUGUAAAAGUAGGUGAUCUCAGUGGUAUUAUGUAUGUCAGAUUUCUGACUUUUGAUACAGAUAUCUUGAAAAUGUAUAAAAUUGAAAUAAGUGAGGUAAUGGAUUAUUUUGUAGAUAUAUUAAUAUUAUGAAGUCUCAAAAAAUGGAAUAAAAGACACCACAUUCCUUUCAAGAUUUCCUUUGCUGCAGUUGAUAAGCUAUGAAUUGAAUCAUAUCUCCUGUGUACAGUGGAACUCCCAUUUAUUUAUUGUUCUUCAGUUUAAGGUUGUACACCAAUUUUCUGUUCAAUUUCAGAGAUCCCAAGGCAGCAAUCUCAUUCUUAAAUUUGCCUGAGUUUAGUGUUAUAAUCCACUGCUCUCCAAAAUAAGCCUUAAGUGGGGUUUCACUGUGACUGUUUCAGCAUGAACUUAUGGAGCCUUUGUAAGUGUGGUCACCAGAUGUUUUGAUAUUCAAUAGCCACAGGCCUGAGCCAGUUCACAUCACAUGUCAUUUGUUUUGUGCUAGAUACAUGCAUACUUCUACAUUUUCUCUAAGGGACGGUAAAAUUUCCAAUGAAAAUGAAUAAGGGACUGCAAUUUACACAUAUAUUUUAAAUGUGUUCUUUGCAAUUUUGCGCAGUUCGUUAAGCUUAAUGUUUACUUGUUGCAUAUGUAAAUGUGUUGUUUGGAAUCAGACACACUCAUUUGAAAUUGGAACUGAUCUACAGGCUUGACAACAAUUGAAUCUUUUGAUUCUUGGCAGAAUCAGAGAUAUUUAUCUUCUUCACAGCAUCUAGAAUGGCUCUGGAGCCCACCCUGCCUCCUGUACAAUUGCCACAUGGCUUCUCUCACAGGAGGUGAAGCAGUUAGGUCAUGAAGCUGUUGACUUACCUCCAUCUAGUGCUGAGGUUCAGAAUUCAUGGUGGAGAUCUUCUCGUGUCUUACUGGCAUGGUGCUUUUUUUAAUUUCAGGGACAACUUUACUAAUAAAUGUACUAUUGCAAAGCUAAUCAGACUGAGCAGAGAUUCAAUUUACGUGUACUUUCAUUUUGUUUUACAUAUGCACUAUAUUAAAAAAUGUUCACAGUGAAGGAUCUUAUUGAGAUAUAUUGUAUGUUUUAUGCUGUAUACAAGUUUCUUGCUGUAAGUUUUUUAAGAAGAGAAGUUUGACUUCCUGGAAAAAAAAAGUAUUUAUAUUGACUCUUGACCAUUAUAAAACUGAAGGAGUACUAGAAAACAGUGAAGAACUUUUUGACUGAUGUGGUAAAAAAUUAACCUAAAGUUGUUUCCAUACUUAUUUAAGCAGUAUACCAUAAAAAAAUUUGCAAGAUUGAAGGUGUAGCUCCAUACAUUCUUAACCUCAGCACUGGAUGGAUGUGGUCAACUUCAAGCCUCAGCUGACUUAUCCCUGAGAAAAGAUCACUGGUACCAUUGUAUAUGAGACUGAGUGGGUCCCAGAACCACUGUAGAUAUUGUAGAAAAAAUCUCUGCCCUAUUAAGAAUUGAACGCCUUGUUACUAUACUAAAUUAGCUACCAUGGCUUGUGCACUAAUAUAGGCCAAAAUUAAAUUUCACCAGCAAUUUUUAUUGUAGACCAUCAGUAACAGAUUUCAUAGAAAUCUUUUCUAUAUUUUUAUCUGUAAGGUAUGUGGAUGAACCAGAGGCGGCAAAAUUAUGGCUUGCGGGCCUGAUGUUUCCCAUGAAGAAAUUAAGUAAAGCAUGCUGUGGUAGUUUAGUUGGUUGGGGCUCUAUGCUACAGGCUGGAAGAUCACAGGAUCGAAUCACGAUGAGGUGAAUUUUUUCAGUGUACCUAAUCCUUCCAGC
Cryptotermes secundus is the source of this 4193-nucleotide messenger RNA. RefSeq names its product BTB/POZ domain-containing protein KCTD9. Gene Ontology annotation, biological process: protein homooligomerization; intracellular signal transduction. The record is from RefSeq and is a predicted model, not a curated record. NCBI's taxonomy places the organism in Eukaryota, Metazoa, Arthropoda, Insecta, Blattodea, Kalotermitidae. The coding region runs from base 177 to 1412 and encodes 411 amino acids. Gene Ontology annotation, molecular function: protein binding. The transcript has 8 exons.